Micropterus dolomieu (smallmouth bass) is the source of this 1652-nucleotide messenger RNA. Its product is annotated as LHFPL tetraspan subfamily member 6 protein-like. The transcript has 3 exons. The coding region runs from base 425 to 892 and encodes 155 amino acids. The record is from RefSeq and is a predicted model, not a curated record. Gene Ontology annotation, cellular component: membrane. NCBI's taxonomy places the organism in Eukaryota, Metazoa, Chordata, Actinopteri, Centrarchiformes, Centrarchidae.
UCUGAGCAGGAAUGUGAAACUACAGUCCAGUCAGUCUGCCGCACUUUUCUGCAGCACACAGGAGUGAAUAAUUUAUCUUUGCCUCGGUUGAAUAUAUUGAUGAGGAGGAAGUGAUUUGUGAAAGGAUUCUGCGGUCACUUUUUGGAUUUACAUUCUGGUCGAACGCAUUUCUUUCUCUUUUCCUCGGCUGAAGAAAAGUUUGCUUUGAGACCCAACACAGCUGGAGUCAGCAGAUGGAAAUAACCUCUCCGUGUACAGGGAGCGCACCGUAUGCCGGAGAACUCCCAACAUGGACCCCGAGUCACUGAGAAGGUGAAGACUGCUAGUGUUAAAUGCUGACCCCAAGGCUUCCCACAACACAGCGACUGCUCAUAAAACUGGUGUUAGUUCAGUGAGUGUGUGAAACAUUUGCAGACUAUUUACCAUGGCAUCUAGUCUGACAUGUACCGGUUUUAUCUGGGCCCUACUGUCCCUGCUGUGUGCUGCUGCCUCCUGCGUUGGCUUCUUCAUGCCCUACUGGCUGCUGGGGACACAGAUGGAAAAGCCUGUGUCCUUUGGCACCUUUCGUCGCUGCUCCUACCCAGUGAGGGAUGAGGAGAGGCAGGCCACGGUGAUGCUGGAGCAGUGUGGGCGCUACGCCUCUUUCAACGGCAUCCCCAGUCUGGAGUGGAGGAUCUGCACGGUGGUGACGGGUGUGGGAUGUGGCCUCCUCCUGCUGGUGGCACUCACAGCUCUCAUGGGCUGCUGCAUCUCAGACCUCAUCUCACGUACAAUUGGCCGCGUGGCCGGCGGCAUCCAGUUUGUUGGAGGUUGGAUAUUUCUUGUCACUGUAUGGCUGACAACAGUGACAAGAACAACAGUGAACAAUCAACAGUGGAGGGAUGACGAAUGAAACAAUCUCAUCACUACAAUAUCUGCUGCUUAUCUACCACCCCACCUUGUUCUCCUGCUGUGUUGUCUACCUCCCUGUGACCUCCCAGAGAGACAGAGCGUCCAGAUAACCAUUGCAACCCAGUCUUGCUCCUGCCUGUGUGCACAUGGUGCGAGAGGAGAGAGAAAGAUGCUAUUCUGCUGCCAGAAAAGCCACUGACUGAGAUUACUCUGAGUAGCGUGCAUGGGAAUAAAUUAGCCUACAAUAUAAUAGACUUUUGUAUAUCUCUCACUUUCCCCCUGACGCUCUGAAAAAGGUAGGCAGCAGUAGUUGAUUGAUAUUGGCAGGGAUAUCUCCCUACCAUACUAAUUUCUACACCCUUGCCUUCACUCGUGUAUUGUUAUAAACCCUUCCUGCACCUGACUGGAUGAACACACCACUCACUUGGCUGUCAUUGGGCUUUCCAUCUAAUUUCUAAAUUAGCUUAAAAUGGAUGUGUUGUCAACACUGCCAACUUACAAAUUAUCCAGCAGAAUUGAGCAGAAAUCAGCCACCGAAUCAUACUUCAUUUUCAUACUUCAGCUAGUGGAAGUAGUUAUUCAGAGAGUUUUGACUCAUGUCAUCAUCUGAACUGCUCCCCGCAGUUCAGUGUUUGGUUUCCCAGCUGUCAGGCUCAGUCCAUUCUCAGUGGAUGUUCUCUGAGUUUACAAGCUGUAUGGUGGAAUAUGGAAUAGGAUUUUGUGGGUUAUUAGCUAUACAAGCAAAUGUUUGCCUCCUAUCA